Messenger RNA from Bubalus bubalis (water buffalo), 3909 nucleotides. It is a transcript of the gene MKLN1, whose product is annotated as muskelin 1. Gene Ontology annotation, cellular component: cytoplasm. Gene Ontology annotation, molecular function: protein binding. The transcript is spliced from 18 exons. The record is from RefSeq and is a predicted model, not a curated record. Bases 54 to 2144 code for a protein of 696 amino acids. NCBI's taxonomy places the organism in Eukaryota, Metazoa, Chordata, Mammalia, Artiodactyla, Bovidae.
CCCUCCUCUCGGCUAGGCGGGCGGUCGGUGGCGGCUGCUUCGGUGCUGACAAGAUGGCGGCUGGCGGGGCUGUUGCUGCGGCGCCCGAGUGCCGGCUUCUGCCCUACGCGCUACACAAGUGGAGCUCCUUCUCCUCCACCUACCUUCCCGAGAACAUUUUAGUUGAUAAACCAAAUGACCAGUCUUCAAGGUGGUCUUCAGAGAGCAACUACCCUCCGCAGUACUUGAUUCUGAAGCUUGAAAGGCCUGCUAUAGUCCAGAAUAUCACAUUUGGAAAAUAUGAGAAAACUCAUGUCUGCAAUUUGAAGAAAUUUAAAGUCUUUGGUGGAAUGAAUGAAGAAAACAUGACAGAGCUCUUGUCCAGUGGCUUAAAGAAUGAUUAUAACAAAGAAACAUUUACCUUAAAGCAUAAAAUUGAUGAACAGAUGUUUCCGUGUCGAUUCAUUAAAAUAGUUCCACUCUUAUCGUGGGGACCCAGCUUUAACUUUAGCAUCUGGUAUGUUGAACUUAGUGGCAUUGAUGAUCCUGAUGUAGUACAACCCUGUCUCAACUGGUAUAGUAAGUACCGUGAACAGGAAGCUAUUCGCCUUUGCCUAAAACACUUUAGACAACAUAACUAUACAGAAGCCUUUGAAUCACUGCAAAAGAAAACCAAGAUUGCCCUGGAACAUCCAAUGUUAACAGAUCUGCAUGAUAAAUUGGUAUUGAAGGGUGAUUUUGAUGCUUGUGAAGAAUUAAUUGAAAAAGCUGUAAAUGAUGGCUUGUUCAAUCAGUAUAUCAGUCAGCAGGAAUAUAAGCCACGAUGGAGUCAGAUCAUUCCCAAAAGCACCAAAGGUGAUGGAGAAGAUAACCGGCCAGGAAUGAGGGGAGGUCAUCAGAUGGUUAUUGAUGUCCAGACAGAGACUGUUUAUUUGUUUGGUGGCUGGGAUGGAACGCAAGAUCUUGCUGACUUCUGGGCGUACAGUGUGAAAGAGAACCAGUGGACUUGUAUCUCUAGAGACACUGAGAAAGAGAACGGUCCUAGUGCUAGAUCAUGUCAUAAAAUGUGCAUUGACAUUCAGCGAAGGCAGAUCUACACUUUGGGGCGUUAUUUGGAUUCCUCUGUGAGGAACAGCAAAUCUCUGAAAAGUGAUUUCUAUCGUUACGACAUUGACACAAACACAUGGAUGUUACUCAGUGAGGAUACUGCUGCUGAUGGAGGACCGAAACUAGUGUUUGAUCAUCAGAUGUGUAUGGACUCGGAAAAACACAUGAUCUACACCUUUGGUGGUAGGAUUUUGACAUGUAAUGGCAGUGUAGACGACAGCAGAGCCAGUGAACCGCAGUUCAGUGGAUUGUUUGCUUUCAACUGUCAAUGUCAAACCUGGAAGCUUCUUCGAGAGGACUCCUGUAAUGCUGGUCCUGAGGACAUCCAGUCUCGGAUAGGACACUGCAUGCUCUUCCACUCAAAAAAUCGUUGCUUGUAUGUAUUUGGUGGCCAGCGAUCGAAGACCUAUUUGAAUGAUUUCUUUAGUUAUGAUGUGGAUUCUGAUCAUGUAGACAUAAUAUCAGAUGGUACCAAGAAAGACUCUGGAAUGGUUCCAAUGACAGGAUUCACACAGAGAGCAACCAUUGAUCCAGAGCUGAAUGAAAUACAUGUCUUAUCUGGACUCAGCAAAGACAAGGAAAAGAGGGAAGAGAAUGUCAGAAAUUCAUUCUGGAUUUAUGAUAUUGUAAGAAAUAGUUGGUCUUGUGUCUAUAAGAAUGAUCAAGCUGCAAAGGAUAAUCCAAGUAAAAGUCUUCAGGAGGAAGAACCAUGUCCAAGAUUUGCCCAUCAGCUUGUAUAUGAUGAAUUACACAAGGUUCAUUAUUUAUUUGGUGGGAAUCCAGGAAAAUCAUGCUCCCCAAAGAUGAGAUUAGAUGACUUCUGGUCACUGAAAUUGUGUAGGCCUUCAAAGGAUUACUUACUGCGGCAUUGCAAGUACCUCAUAAGAAAACACAGGUUUGAAGAAAAGGCCCAAAUGGAUCCCCUUAGUGCUCUGAAAUAUUUACAAAAUGAUCUUUAUAUAACUGUGGAUCAUUCAGACCCAGAAGAGACUAAAGAGUUUCAGCUCCUAGCUUCAGCUCUAUUUAAAUCUGGUUCAGAUUUCACAGCUUUAGGGUGAGAGGACCGCUAUGAAACAUAACUUCAGAAGGUUCUUCUAAAAAUUUACAUAAUUGUUUACCACCAUUCCACACACUGAAAGGCUUUUUAAGAAGGAAUUCCCUGGCGGUCCAGUGGUUAAGAAUCUGCCUUGCAAUGCAAGGGACAUGGAUUCGAUCCCUGGUCCAGGAAGAUUCCACAUGCUGCGGGGCAGCUAAGCCCACGCACCACAACUACUGGGCCUGCACUCUCGAACCCUCGCUCUGCAACGCAAAGCUACCGCAAGCAGAAGCCUGCGCACUGCAGUGAAGAGUAGCCCUGGCUCGCCCAACUAGAGAAGACCCACACACGCACAGCAACGAAGACCCAGCGCAGCCAUAAAUAAACAAACUAGUUAAAAAAAAUUUUUUUAAGUGUAUUCAGGUUGUUAGGAAUCUCAACCCUGAGGUAGAGUCUAGUUAUAGGCAUUAUUUUAGAAAAUUCAUGCCCUUUUGAAUUUUAUCUUUUGAAAUGGAUUUAGUGAUAGAAAACUGGGAGCCUGGCACAUAGAUAUUCAGUUUGAGUGAAUGUGUGCCUUGUUAUGUAUGGAUACCGCAGUCCAGAGCCAUUAUUUUUAUUUUAAUGGUGGAUAGCACUAAAAUGUCUCUAGCUGACUUAUAUUUAGCCUUUAGAACAAGAAUUUCUUGGCAGUCAUUUAAAUAUAUUAAACUGUUGUCAGCAAAUAUUUUACCUUUAGCUUAACUCUUUUCUUUGCUCUAUUCACUGUCAGCUAAUAUAUUUUGUCAGGAACAGUUUGUCUUACUUGGAUUCUAAACAGACCUUAUGUAGAUACACUGAGAUCAGUACAGACACAACAGAAAUAAAUACAAAAAGGGAAAUUUUCUGUGGAGUUUUGUUUCCUACCUUGUCUGAAGGGAAGCAGUGUAGUAGUUAAGAGGGAAGAGUGUAGUAUAGUGGUUAAGGGUCAGAAUCUAGGUUUAGAUAUCAGCUUUGCCACUUGCUAAUUUUAAAAGUGACUUUGAACAAGUCACCUUUCUAAUCAUUCAUCAUUAAUUUCUUCAUCUGUAAAAUGGAGGUAAGCAGAGUAGUGACCUCAGGUUGUUGAGAGAAUUAAGUAUUCUUGAAAACAGCAAAAUGAAAUGCUUAGUAAGUGUUCUAUUUAGAGUACCACUUCUGUUACCUGCCUUAUAAACGUAAGCUUUGUAACAUUGGUGAAUUUGAAUAAGGAGUAAAUUCAGGCUAUAUGCCAAUUUUCAUAAGGAGAAAUUUGACAUUUGUUUUGAAAAGUCUUUUUCAUAAGGUUUCAGGCCUAUUUAGAGUUCCUAGUUCUUCUCAUUCAUUUUCUGAUUGAUUUACCUUCACUCCACUUAGAAUUUAAAUCUAGUGGGUUAUUUUUUUUAAUGUAUGGAUGUGUACACUUUUCAUGUGUAAAUAACUAUUUCAUUUUCUAAAUUAUGUUUUCCCCCAAAAUUGGCUCAACUAAAAUUUCUGACUUCUUCAGAAUUCAUCCAGUUUAUCUUAACCUCUCAGAAUUAAAAAUUAUUUGCUAAUGUUAUUUGUAAUUUAAAAAUUUAGAAAGAUGGAAAAUGGUUUACAAACUGCUGGCAUUGUCUUAGUUUUGAAAAAUGACUGACAUCAGAGAAAAAUAACCUUCGAGGUUCUUUAGCUUAGGCUGCUGUGGCUAUGGCUGUGGACACUUUGAAGCUUGACUUCUGACUUUUAGCUAAUUUUAAAAGCAUAUUUUCAGCAAGGUAUGUUUUAAUAAAGAACAUGAAAGUUAAAAUCAA